GCUCAGUCAUGUUUAAGCCUCGGCAGCAGUGUGUAGCUGUAAUGUGAGUCAGCAGUCCCACUUCCCCUCUGACGUCGGGCUGUAUAAAAGAGGCAGGAGCGAGCUGUGGGAACGCAGACGAGCUUUCACUCAGCGGACUCAACUCUCACGGGACCAACCAGCGGGACUCGGAUCAUCACAGUCUGCGGAGACGGAGACCAUGAAGAGUGCAAGGAAAAAUGACUCAGGGGACGUCGGCAGGGAUUUAUCAGAGCAGCUGAAAGACGCCACUCAGAACGUCCACGUCCGAGCUGAAAACACACAGCUGAUGCUGAGUUACCAGAAGGGACAGAUCACCAUAACACAGUACAAGGCGCUGCUGUGCUCCCUCUACAUGAUCUACAGAGCACUAGAAGAGGAGAUGGACAGGAACGCCUCCCAUCCAGCUGUGGCCCCGAUCUACUUCCCCCAGGAACUGGCCCGUCUGGAAGCGUUAGAGAAGGACCUGGAGCAUUUCCUGGGCUCGGACUGGAGGAAGAAGGUGGUCGUUCCCGCAGCCACGCUCCGAUAUGAGCAGAGACUCCGUAAAAUCGGCGAGGAGAGCCCAGAGCUGUUGUUGCCCCACGCCUACACUCGCUACCUCGGCGACCUAUCGGGCGGUCAGGUGCUGGGGAAGAUUACCCAGAAAUCUCUGGGGCUGAGCUCCACCGACGGCCUUUCGUUCUUCUCCUUCCCCGGAGUGAGCAGCCCGAACCGCUUCAAGCAGCUGUACAGGAGCCGGAUGAACAGCGUGGAGCUGACGGAGGAGCAGAGGGCGGCGCUGCUGGAGGAGGCCGUCGCCGCCUUCGAGCUCAACAUCCAGGUUUUUGAUGACUUGCAGAAAAUGUUGAGCGUCUCAUCAGAAACAGCGGCUCAAUCAGAGGGCAACAUGGUCAAAACUGGCUUGUUUACGUCCAGACCCAUCAUGCACUUCACCGUGGGAUUGUGUGUGGCACUGACCACCAUCGCAAUGGGACUCUACGCCUUUUAGACUUUACUUAUGUCGUUUAUAUGCACACCUACAGCAUGUGGCUUAUCACUUAAUUUAUGCAAAUCGUUGACCUUUUCCUCUGUUCUUUGGUGAAAUAAGAUAGAUCUGUUGACGUGUGUUUGUAUCUGGUUUUGUUUCUCUUUUCUUCUUUCACAACAUACAGUUGAUUGCUUAAGAUCAAAUCAUAAUCAACAGACAUUUUUGUCUCCUCUAUAAACUCAAAUAACAGCUGGGAAGUGAUCCUCCACGCCGUCAUUUUUGUCAACUUCAUUAAACAAUCUGUGAACAUUGAAGAAAAAAAAAUAUACUUGAUUUUUGUGUUGAAUAAAAAGAUUUGAAAACAA
This is a messenger RNA of Etheostoma cragini (Arkansas darter), 1353 nucleotides long. RefSeq names its product heme oxygenase 1a (gene hmox1a). Gene Ontology annotation, biological process: heme catabolic process; response to oxidative stress; heme oxidation. The transcript has 6 exons. The record is from RefSeq and is a predicted model, not a curated record. The coding region runs from base 200 to 1009 and encodes 269 amino acids. NCBI's taxonomy places the organism in Eukaryota, Metazoa, Chordata, Actinopteri, Perciformes, Percidae. Gene Ontology annotation, molecular function: heme oxygenase (decyclizing) activity; heme binding.